Molecule: messenger RNA, 1497 nt
Organism: Gryllus bimaculatus (two-spotted cricket)
Lineage: Eukaryota; Metazoa; Arthropoda; Insecta; Orthoptera; Gryllidae
Source: the annotation of a GenBank genome assembly
AUGGAUGAUACCACCAUUACCCCGUACAGCCCAGGCCGUUGCGGAGAAAAUCGACCUUUUCCCAAGACAAUUCACCGGCGAUGCCCGGCAACGCCAAUACGCCGCAGGCCCAAAGCGAAGCGAGUGGGACUUCCAGAGGGCGAGGAGCGCGAGGAGUCCUGCUCGCGUGCUGCAGGUGUCGCAUCGAUCUGCGCCAGGUGUCCUCAAAGGCCCUGCAGCAUCGAUGGCCGCGGCCCAACAGGCGCCCUUGGGCACAGACGACAAAGCGACGAGGGGGAGGCGACAGGCGGACAGCUGGUGGAGCCGGCGUCGCCGCAGCCCAGCGUGGACCGCCUGUCGGUGACGUUCGCGCCCGAGGAGCGCUCUGUGUGCUCGGAGCCCUUCAGCCCUCCGCCGCUGGGCGCCGCCCUCGCGCCCGCCCACGCGCACGCGCACGCCCUCAUGGCCGCCGACAAGGUGCGCUUCUCGCGCGCGCACCCGCACGCGCCCCCAGAGGGCGAGGGCGAGGAGGCGGACGAGGAGGACUACUCGGCGAGCGUGAGCGCCAUCCUGCAGCGCCGCGCGUCCGCGCGCCGCCAGAGCCGCCGCCGCCACCGCCGCCCGUCGUCGCCCUUCUCGCCCGACGCCGACAGCGCGCUCUCGGCCGGCCGGCGCACCUCCGUCUUCACCACCAGCUCCGGCGAUUCUCCGAACGAUUCAAGCAAGUUCUCUGACGAACUUCGCUCAGCCAACUUUCGACCAGCGCCCGACAGACUGCGUGUGCUGAGCACUGCUUUGUUCGGCAGCACGGCCAUCUCGCUGGAGGAAGGCGUGACGCAGGAGCAGAUCUACGAGAACCUGCGCCUGCACAAGGAGGUGCUGAGCAGCGUGAAGCAGCAGCCGUGGCCCAUGCGGCGCAAGCUGCGCCUGGUGCAGCAGGCCAAGGCCUACGUCAAGAAGCACGAGGGGGAGCUCAAGGAGCGCCUGGCGCAGAGCCGCACCACGCGCGACCUGCUCUCCCGCUUCAACAUCCUGCUCGUCAAGGUGAGCGCGGGCGCUCGGGACGGGCAGCGGUCGGGCUGGGGUCGGGCUGGGGUCGGGCUUAAGUCGGUCUGGGGUCGGGCUGGGGUCGGUCUGGGGCCGGGCUGGGGCCGGGCUGGGGUCGCGGUGGGGUCGGGCUGGGGACGGGCUGGGAUCGGGCUGGGAUCGUGCUGGAGUCAAGCUGGAGUCAAACUGGUGUCAGGCUGUAGUAAAGGCUGUAGUCAGGCUAAACGGUGGCAGUACAUGAAACGCGAGCUGGCCAACCUGGUGAACGUGCUGAUCCCGUGGGAGCUGCGCAUCAAGGAGAUCGAGUCGCACUUCGGCUCCGUCGUCGCCUCCUACUUCACCUUCCUGCGCUGGCUCUUCUGGGUGAACCUCGUCAUCGCAGUGCUGCUGGCGGCCUUCGUUGCCAUCCCGGAGGUACUCGCCCCCCUCGCGCAACGCUCCACACAUCGCUGUAACCGCCCACGGUAUUAG